Messenger RNA from Ctenopharyngodon idella (grass carp), 5113 nucleotides. RefSeq names its product nectin-2. The coding region runs from base 402 to 1919 and encodes 505 amino acids. The record is from RefSeq and is a predicted model, not a curated record. The transcript is spliced from 7 exons. NCBI's taxonomy places the organism in Eukaryota, Metazoa, Chordata, Actinopteri, Cypriniformes, Xenocyprididae.
CUCCGCGCUUCUGAUAGUUUCAACAGAGUACGAUCCCAGAGCGACAGGUUUGAGACUCCACCGUCUGAGAAACCCAGCGCUCACUCACUGGAUAUUUAUUCACCUGUAGGACGUUUCUUACCUGGCCGCGCCGUAGUUUCGGAGGGCAUAAGCUGUUUGUUUACACGAUUUAAAAGGGAACUAGAUUGUAAACCAACUCAAGAGGGACUCGCUGAAUAGGCUACAGCGACGCACUUUAACAUUAAGUUUCUCUGCUCUGCCAUUGAGAGAAACUAGAGGAUCCACAUACGAGUUUCUAUCUCCAUCUGACUGUGUCGGUUGAUUCUUUUCGCGAUUCUGUGUCGAGUUCAACAAACGGACAGACAAAUUUCGUAAAGGAGGACUGUCCACCCUUCACUCCGAUGAACAUGUCAGGACUGUUAAGCGCACUCUUUCUCCUACUUAUUCAAGGGUCGUUGGCUCAGCGCGUGAGGGUGGAGCCAGAAGUCAUGUCAUAUCCUGGUCAUACUGUGACACUGCGUUGCCAGUUUCCGAACCCAGGCGAAAACCAGCUCACUCAGGUGUCAUGGAUCUUUGAACCGACUGACGCAGAGCGAACCAACAUCGCAGUUUUCCAUCCAAGCUUUGGGGCAAAUUACCCUACCAAAUCCCCUCUAGCAGGGCGUGUCCGUUUUAUAUCAGACCCGCCCACUUUGGACAACCCGUCCAUUCAGAUCAAAGAUGUGAAGAUGACCGACGAGGGACGAUAUAUCUGUGAAUACGCCACCUACCCUUCCGGCAACGAACAAGGAGUCUCUUCGCUGAUCAUGCUGGCUAAACCAAAUAACACGGCUACAACUGUCACAGUUACCGCCGGCAAAACCCCGGUCAUUGUGGCACGCUGUGAAUCAUCUAAUGGCCGUCCGGCAGCGGCCAUUUCUUGGUCCACGGCGCUUAACGGAAACGAGGCGACGCCGACGAAGAAGGACAAUCCGGAUAAUACGGUCACUGUCCAGAGCACCUACAUGCUGGCUCCGCAGCCAGCGGAUAAUGGCAAAGACAUCAGCUGCGUGGUGUCGCACCGUACCCUGUCCCAGCCUGAGACCUUCCCGAUGAAACUUGUUGUUGAAUAUCCUCCCCAGGUGCAGAUCGUUGGGUACGAUAACAACUGGUACAGGGGCCAGACAAAUGCAUAUUUGACCUGUCAGGCUGAUGGAAACCCCGCCCCCAUAUCUGUCACCUGGAAAACUUUGUCCGGGCUGAUGCCUGAAACGGUGCAGUUGAAGGAAAACCGGCUCGCCGUGCAGAAGGUGGAUGACACAAUAAAUACCACCUUCAUCUGUGAGGUCAAGAACAGCUUGGGAUACGGCAGAGAUCAGGUCACCAUCUUCGUGAGGGAGCAAUCACCUUCCUCUUCGAACGCAGGUGUGAUCGCAGGCGUGAUCUUCGCUUGUCUUCUGGCCAUCAUACUGAUAAGCGUCCUUGCCUACUUCCUGGUAUCCCAUAAUCGCCGCCAACAGCAUGGUUACCGUGGCACUGGCAAGCCAACCGGUGCUCCCUACGACUCCUUUACCCGCCUCUUUGGCUCUGCCAAGUCGAGCAAAAAUGGUACCGGAAACAACGGAAACAACAACACGCCCAUUUACAGAGGAGAUGUGGGGCUUAACGAGAAAACGGCCAAUCAGGGCAUGCAUCCGGGGGGCGUGGCUCUGCUCGAGACCACUCGCACGCACACAGCGGAGGAUAUCCUGCUUAGUAGAGAGAUGGAUGAGGUAGAACGGAAGAAAUUCGAUGAACUGGAAGAAGAGGAUGAGCGAUAUGACCAUUUCAGUGGGGUUGGACCCAUCCUACAGCUCCGCCCACAUGAAGAUGACAUAGAUGAUGACAUGGAGUCCCAGAGGGAUGGCUCUGUGAUCUCUCGGACUGCUGUCUACGUGUAAGAGGAGAGCAGAAAGAGGUUCUUGAAGGGUAAACGUGGACCUCUUCCAGAAGGAUUACAUUUCUUCCUCUCAACGAAUAUUCAUUUUAUUGUAAAAACAAAUUACGGCAUCAAAUACCAUGAGAAGGAUUAAUGGAUGGAUUGAGUUAAUGAAUGGAUGAAUUAAUAUGCUGGAUAUAGCACAGAUUAAAACAUUGAAGGAUCGGGUGAAGUAAAUAGAGACUACUAAGUACAAAACUGUCAGGCUUCCAUUGAUAUUUUUGCUCUGGUUGUCAUGGUGACACGUUCUGAGUAAUACGAAACUGCAGAUGUUGACAUGAUAUAUAUAUGACAUGCACACACAUGAAGUAAUGUAUGUAAAUCCACUGUGCUGUUAUGUAAUCGUUUUAACUUGUUAUUAUUUGUUUUCACACUUAAACCAGUUUCAAACUUGAUUUACUUUCAAAAUUGAUUUCAGUUAGAGCACAUUCCUCGGCCCUACAUCUCUCUUUCAGCAGGUUUUAUGGAAGCUGUCCUUAUGUAUUGUGUAGAGUCAAACAUGCACAGUGCAUUUGAUCUAAAUUCACCCUCACGCGCUCAUCUGUCUCGAGAUGACGUGUACAGUUCACUCAUUUUACAGCACUCAAUAUCUCAAUCCUGUGACAUGAUGACUCACCAGUGAAUCAUUUAGUUUCGGGGCUAAUCAAAUCAAAUGUUAAUGAAUUAUGUGUUCGUUCUCACCCACAGUCCAUUUAGUCAGGAAAAGAUGGGUUCAAGGCAGCGCAUUUUACCGUUCUCCCUGCACAUGUACAAUUUCCUUAAGCAUUCAAUCACAAAAACAAUGUAGCAGAUUGCUGUAGUAAUAAAAACAGCGAGUCAGGGUCACAUCCUUAUACACAGUGAACUUUAAACCCUGACGGAAAGAGAUGAUCCAUCUGAAUUUAUUGUAAUAUGUUACCGUUAAACUGAUUAAGUGAUGGUGUGCCACAUAUCUAACACUUUACAUUAUGGUUCAGUUUGUUAAUAUUAGUAAUAGUUAUCAUGAACUAACAAUGUUUACAGCAUUUAUUAAUAUGCUAUUGUUUGUUGUUAAGUCAUCAAGUAACUUGAAAUGUAUAUGUCAAAAUUGACUUUAGCUAAGAUUAUUAAAUGCUUUGGGCAUAUUGUUUAAAGUUAGUUCAUUAUACCUAAUGCAUUAAUUAAUGAUAACAUAUUAAACCUUACUGUAAAGUGUUACCAACAAAUCUAUAUUUAUAGCUAUACCCCAUGUCCAUUGUUACCAUGGCCACACAGCUAUAUAUAUAUACCUCUCCUCCGACACCAGUUAUGCAUCACGUACUGUUAUUUCCUUGUUUUAUUGUCGUUCCUCACCGUCGGUGAGAUACACUGCCUUGUUUUAGGGGAAAUAAAAUGAAGAAGCUCUUGAAUGAGUGAAUGAUCAUGUGUAAUGUUCGAUGUGAGGUGAUAUGUAAACUACUGUAUGUACACAUUUUAUUUUUCUUAAAAAUGACAAAAAAUGUCUAUACUUCUAAAUGUUGUAAAUACGGAGACGGGGCGAGGUGAAUAUCCAGGUCGAAUGUUGCGCAUGUCAACCACGGCUCUGUGCAUACAGAACUAUAUGAGAGCACAUAUCACAUAUUUAUAUCUGUAAUCUAGUAUGGAUUGUACUAGUUUCACCUGUAUCGAGUUUAAACACAUUCACAUGGGGAAGCUUUCUAUCGGGUGUAGUUUGAGUGUAUGUGUGUGUAUGAGAGUGAGUCAGCGUGUUAAGUGGUGUCUGACUCGAGGGCAGUGAGUUAUUCCUCCAGUCUCUCAGGGUCUCGCACACGUACACGGUGUGAUUUAAACUGGACACACACACAUAUAUUCGUUCUCCCUCUAAAUCAUCUUUCAAACCAACUGCCCUUGAGUCUAUAAGCAUCCCUCUCUGUUCCCGAGCAUCAGAGGGCAUAUUGGGUACCGUAGUUUUGUUUCCCUGGGCUUCCAUCUUGAUUCAGUGACCCUAUUAGUGCCACAUCUGGAUCAAUGCUGCUGAAAGAAGUUGUUCUCACCUUUGAAAGGGUGGUCGGUCUGACACGGGCCGGUCUGGCGCGUUCUGAUCCGUCUGGCACCGAAUAGGCCGGGGUUUCGACGCAGCUUAGUUUACGUCCUGAUUGAAAGGUCAGACCGCAAUCAGUGAAUGUGUGAGUAGAGGAAGUGAUUUCGUCACUCGUGCUCUGAGAGGCAGAACGCUUUAGCUCCUCAUUAGAGGAGAGCGCACUGACCUUCCAGCUCAACGUCUCCACCAGGAAUUCCGUAAUGAAGGAACGGAUGCCUUGAGAAUAUUAAGGAAGUAUCCUCUGAGAUGGGAAACGGUUUAAGUAGAUUUCCAGAGAGUUUGGAGUCUUGAAUAUGGGAUGAUACGCCUCUUCGAUGUCGUCGUCUCUUGUUGUCUGGUUUCGAUGUUCCACAGUUCUGGUAAACACAUGCGCACACAUUUAAAAGCCUUAAUGUCACCCGUCACGAACCAUUCCUCCUGUGUACAUAGUAUAAAUAUAUAAACAUGAUAUAAGACUAAACGGUAAUGUCACCAUCCUUGUGUAAUGUGCUUCACUGCUGUGAGCAUGAAGGAUACAUGGUUUUAAUUGAGUUGGUAUUGCUUUAUAAUAAUGUUGAAUUUGUUCGCAUUUUAAUGCAUUAGGUAUCAUAAACCAGUGUAACAUUGAAUAACAAUUUUUACAGCAUUUAUUAACCUAGGUUAUGAUUUAUGAAUGCAGGCUACUAUUGUUUAUUGUUAAUUCAUGAUUGUUCAUAAUAAAAUAUAUUAGUAUGCGCAGAACAAUAAUCUAGAUUAAUAAACGCUGUAAAAAUGUUCAUUAUUUUGUUACUUAAUGCAUUAACUCAUGUUAACACAUUGAACCAUAUUGUAAAGUGCUAUUGAGUUUUAUAUCAGUUGAUUUUACUGUUGUUUAUUUUUUCUUUUACUUUUUUAUUAAAUGAUCUGUGCUUUAAUUGUUUUUAUUCUGAGUGGUUUAUUGAUGCCUGUAACGUGUUUGUGCUGUAAACUGUUGAGCAGCGCUCUUGAACUCUCAUGGACACAGAAAACAUCUAUACUACUAAAUGCUUUAUCGCCUUGCGUUGCUUUUAGGUAUUAUUUUGGUUGUCUGAAUGUUUUCGCAGUCUUUGUAAUAUUGUCUUUUUUAUUUGGUUGCUUAUUAAAGUCUUACCAAUAUUUGA